UAUUCCAUGUCAGUCAUGGUUAUAAUAUUGGUUUUACUUUACAUCAGUUUAAUUCUUUAGAAUAGUAGGAAAAAUUAUCCAGACACUAAUUAUUACAAACUGAAUCUCAGUCGGAGAUAUCAUUGAAAACAAUUUCACCUUAUCCCCGUCACAAAAGAGUAAACUAUUUCAAGUUUAUCUUUUUCUGAAACUUGAUAAUGACUACCCAUAAACGUGGGAGACCAAUUAAACAGGAAGUGGAAUAUUUUGGUGAUGAGAAUGAUACACACAACUCUGAAGAAAAAUUUAAUACACUCCGAGGAAUUACCUCAAAGAAUAAAUUUGGGACAGAACAUAUCAAAAGUGAUGUUAUUGAUAUUGUUUAUCAUAAUCUGAAAUCUGAAAGUUGUCUGGAAGAAGUAAAAGAAGACCCACAUUGUGAGAAGUGUGGACGCGGCUUGCUUAGUCUAACAGAUUUUUUCAGCACCGAUACUUUACAAUCAUGUAACUGCCAUGCUAUGAGAGGUGUUGAUAUGACUCAGGAUUUUAAACCACUUAACUUUGGCUCAGAUUCAGGAAUCUUUUUGCAUGAAACCCAUGAAGAAAUAGUUAUUGGGAAGGAAGAGGAGGUAAUCAGUGAAUAUAUAUCAUCAACGCCACAUGAAAAACUAUUUGCUAUCAAAAAUGUUCAUUCUGUUGAACAUGAAAUGGUACAUAUAACGGGGAAGAUUGAUGAAUUUAGUUCUGGAAACUGUUUGAAUUCAGUUAGAGAGAGUAGAAUUCAUGAGAAAAACGAAAGUUGCUCAAAAAGUGAAGGAAUCGCUGCGAAAUUGGUUGAAAACAAGCAUACUGAGAAACUUCCAGUGUCAUCUAUUGAAAGUAGUAUUUCAAAAAAGAAUAUUGACUCAUUUUAUUGUAAAAUCUGCUCUAAAUUAUGCCAUCAUUCUGGUCAUUUAACGAGGCAUGUAAGAAUUCAUACUGGCGAAAGACCAUUUCAGUGUGGAGUCUGCUCAAAAUCAUUCAUUCAAAAAAGUGAUUUGAAAACUCAUGUAAAAAUUCAUACUGGUGAAAAACCUUUUCAGUGUAAAAUCUGCUCUAAAUCUUUCAUUCAAAAGGGUCAUUUGAAAUCCCAUGAGAAAGUUCAUACUGGGGAAAGACCAUUUCAGUGUAAAAUCUGCUCUAAAUCAUUCACUCAAAAUUGUAAUUUGAAACACCAUGAAAUAAUUCAUACUGGCAAACUUCCAUUUCAGUGUAAAAUCUGCUCUAAAUCUUUCUCUCAAAAUUGUAAUUUGAAAAGCCACGCAAAAAUACACACUGGCGAAAAACCAUUUCAAUGUAAAGUUUGCUAUAAAACGUUCACUGAGAAAAGACGUUUGAAAGUGCAUGACAGAAUUCAUACUGGCGAAAAACCCUUUCAAUGUAAGGUCUGUUUCAAAUUCUUCAUUCAGAAAUAUAAAUUGAAAUUGCACGAAAGAAUUCAUACUGGUGAAAAACCUUUUCACUGUAAAAUCUGCUCUAAAACUUUCGUUCAUAAUAGUAAUUUGAAAUACCAUGAGAAAGUUCAUAUUGGCGAAAGACCAUUUCAGUGUAAAAUCUGCUCUAAAUCAUUCAUUCAAAACAGUACUUUGAAAUCCCAUGAAAAAAUUCAUACUGGCGAUAAACCAUUCAAGUGUAAAAUCUGCUUCAAAUCAUUCGUUCGUGAAAGUGAUUUGAAAAGACAUGAAAAAGUUCAUACUGGUGUAAAACCGUUUCAAUGUAAAAUUUGUUCUGAAUCUUUCAUUCGAAAUUGUCAUUUGAAAUCCCAUGAGAAAGUUCAUACUGGUGAAGAAUCAUUUCAGUGUAAAAUCUGCUCUAAAUCAUUCCGUCAUAGUAGUACUUUGAAAGCACAUGAAAAAAUUCAUACUGGCGAUAAACCAUUCAUGUGUAAAAUCAGCUCCAAAUCAUUCCUUCGUGAAAGUGAUUUGAAAAGACAUGAAAAAGUUCAUAUUAGUGAAAAACCGUUUCAAUGUAAAAUGUGUUUCAAGUCGUUCAGUAAGAAUAAGUAUCUGAAAAUACAUGAAAAAAAGCAUACUGACAAAAAAAUAUUUCGCUGUAAAAUAUGCUCUGAAUCUUUCAUUAAAAAAAAUCAUUUGAAAUUGCAUGAAAAAAUUCAUAAUGACUAAAAACCAUUUCAUUUAUAACAGCGACAGUAAAAUAAAACAUUGUUGAAAAAGAACAAGUCAUAUAAUAUAUCUGUUAUGUUCUUUAAUAAGGGUGUGACAAAUUUUCGAAAAUUCCGUCCAAUAAAUUAAAAGGUUAUUACUUCUAAUGUUUUGCCAGGCUUUUAAUCAACCAUUUUUUCAAUACAGAGUUUCUUGAUCAACUGAAUAACAGAACUGACCUACUAUACUGACCUGGUUCAUUUCUCAUGUUUUUUUAAGUUUUUAUGAAUAGAAUAGUGCAAGUUCAUUUUCAAAUGAGAAGUGAUUACUUAUCAAAUUCAUAUUUUGGUUACUAUGAACAUAGAACAAAUGGAAAAUUGGUGCCAAAAUCGAACCUUGUGGUACAUCAAAAGUUGAAAAUGUUUCACAACUUUUACUAUUAUUGAUUACCAUCGUGAACAGGAUUUUUGGUUUUAGGGGUAGGUUUCUGAUUGAAAACAACUACGGUGAAGGAUGAACGGUUUAAUUUCAAUGGAAGAAUCAUAACAUUAUUGUAGAAGGUGCCUAUUCUGUUGUCUAAAUAAAAGGGUAACCUAAUUACAAUAAAUCACCUAAGUAAGUUUUACCUACCUAAAUAAAAGGCCAGCACGAACUAAAUAGCGGCAAUGCGUCGUAUUUAGUUGUUGAUCACCAAUAGUACCUAAUUAUUGAGACAAAACAAUUUCAAAGUUGUAAGAAAAGAAAUCUGCCUUAGAGGUGCCCUUUUUGCCCCCUCCCCAAAUAGAUUACUCCAGGUAUGUGCACAGUUCAUAUUUUCCCACCAAUAGCCAUCGGUCCACUUGAGGACCGAUCUAUUGCGAGGAUGCCUUCUGAAACCGACCACUAGUGAUUCGUUACAAUCGAUUUCGAAAAUACUUUUGAAAUUGUGUGAGUUAUUGCACCGAUUCUUAAAUGGCUUCCUUCCGAAAUUUCAUUCUAGCAAUAGCUGGAAUGAAAACAGUUGGAAAAUGGCGUUCACGCCAUUUCAAAAAAAAAAACCAAAUGUAUUGUGUUGAUAUUCCACAUGAAUUCCCAGAGCCAAUCGGCGCUCAACGAUCCAUAAUUGAAACAAUAGUAACUUGAUAGCACAUAUUAUGUUCGUGUUCUUAUAUUUGUGUUUCUCUAAUUCGUGAAUCAUUAAUGGGGUGCGUAUGGAGGUUCUAAAAAAAUUGCCAAACAUCCCGCUCAGCUCCCGUCACGUGUAGUCGCUUGCUCACAGUGUAUACCCAUAUAUCCCAUACCGUUGGAUAUUUUUAACUACUUGCAUACUAAUAAAUCAAUUUGUGUUUGAAAAUCUGUCCACAGCCCUUGAAAUUUACCUCAUAUUGCCUGUCAAAACUGGAAAUGAUAAAUUCAUCAAUGAUCAAUAUUGAACACUAAAUAAAACUUGAAAUUAUCACAGUUUAGCCAAUGCGAAACCACAAAAAGUAAAUUUUUCGUAAUUACACUUAAUAUUAGGAGCAUCCUAUAAUGAUUCGUUUUUAAAUUAAAAAUUUUUAAAUUAUAAAGGUGUGCUUUAUUAUUUGUAACCCUUCUCUCUCUAUAUUGAUGGCUUCUGCUUCCAUUGAGGCGCAUUAAGUCAUUUGUAACCCCCUUCUUUCCUAGAUAAUACUCAACUCUUCUGUAACAUCCAUUCGAGAUUAUUAACUGAUAUGACUCAGAAUCGAAUAAUCUGAUGAAUUUAUAUGUCAACUGUAGUAGUAGGGCAUAAUUUUCCAUCAUCAGCUAUCAUAG
Leptinotarsa decemlineata (Colorado potato beetle) is the source of this 3893-nucleotide messenger RNA. RefSeq lists its product as uncharacterized. Gene Ontology annotation, molecular function: RNA polymerase II transcription regulatory region sequence-specific DNA binding; DNA-binding transcription factor activity, RNA polymerase II-specific. Lineage: Eukaryota; Metazoa; Arthropoda; Insecta; Coleoptera; Chrysomelidae. The record is from RefSeq and is a predicted model, not a curated record. Gene Ontology annotation, biological process: regulation of transcription by RNA polymerase II. Gene Ontology annotation, cellular component: nucleus.